Cucurbitaria berberidis CBS 394.84 is the source of this 1475-nucleotide messenger RNA. RefSeq lists its product as uncharacterized. NCBI's taxonomy places the organism in Eukaryota, Fungi, Ascomycota, Dothideomycetes, Pleosporales, Cucurbitariaceae. Bases 241 to 1371 code for a protein of 376 amino acids. Gene Ontology annotation, molecular function: DNA-binding transcription activator activity, RNA polymerase II-specific; transcription cis-regulatory region binding. The transcript is spliced from 3 exons. Gene Ontology annotation, cellular component: RNA polymerase II transcription regulator complex. The record is from RefSeq and is a predicted model, not a curated record.
UGGCGCUCCUGUGCCCCUCUAUCACGUCGGAGGGGUACGGUGUCUGUACAUGGGAGAUAGUCUCGUAACAGAUAUGACGGCUCCCGUGGGCAAGGCAGAGGCGUCGCGCGAUGGUUCGACAGACUCGAUCGGAUCGUCGCCUGAACCUGGCCUACUAGCCGAGACAUAUACGCAGGAAGAGCCCCAGCAGCAGAAGCGCAAAGGCGGCCGCAAACCUGUGAGCCCUCCCACCUGCCUGCCAUGAUGCCAGCGGCAUUUGCAGCGUCCAUUACCAUGUCACACGUAGCACUAACCAAGCGUCGUAAGAUAUACGCCACGUCGGAAGAGCGCAAGCAGCGGAAUAGGCAGGCGCAAGCAGCCUUCCGCGAGCGUCGCACAGAGUACAUCAAGCAAUUGGAGAGCACUAUCAAGCACCAUGAGGAGACGCUGCAGAACCUGCAAAACAGUCACCGCAAUGCCGCCGACGAAUGCCUUAUGCUCCGGUAUAAGAAUUCUCUACUGGAGAGGAUUCUGCUAGAGAAAGGCAUUGACGUCCAGGCUGAGCUGCGCGCAAAGACUGGCAGUCCCAACCUGGGGCCGACGAGAGCCCCAGCGUCUGCGCACGCGUCUCCCAAUCAAGCCCCCCUCCAGCAGCGUGCCAUGUUGAACCGACAGCAGCAGAGGCGGUCGCUGCAAGGACCGCCAAAAGCUGAAGGUACCAAUGGCUUGCCCAUGAUCCAGCCUGACGGGCCCAUUCAACGUUCACCCCUCUCGCAGCCCACUCCUGGCUCGCAUCUGUCCUCGCCCGCGCAGUCAGCGACGCGCUCGCCCAACUUUCUGCCCCAUGGCCAGUCAGUGUCGCCCAACUUUGGGCCAAUACCUCCACAACAGCAGCCAUUGCGCCCUCAACCGCCGAGAUCAAGCUUUGCUCCCAUGAUGGGUCCCCAAAGACCUUCGCUAAUCACAAAUCAACCUCCUGCGAAUGGCAUAUCGAGCGCGUCUACUGGCGGCAGCAGUGGCAGUGGCAUAACGCAAAGCAGUGGUCCAUCGUCAUUCUAUCAGACUCAUUUCACCGACCACAUGAGUCAACUAGAGCAGGAGUACGAGGAACAAGCCGACUCCUACGACCACGACGACCCGAGUGACCAGUCUGCGGGCCCCGGCCCAUUCCCGCCGCAAAACUUCCCGCCUUCGAACAACAUGCCGCCCCCAUUACCGCCCACACAAAACCCUCCCUUCACGAGCCCGGCUGCGCUGGCGCCAAACGAAGGAGGCCAUGUCUUCAAUGGCAUCAACAGCCAACUCUUCGACCCCUACGACCCCAUGCUCGAUGCAGACCCAUUCGGACUGUCUGCCAGUAUGCACUUUCCAACAAUGUACGAAUCUCGAUGAUUGAUAUGAGGAUAACGCAACGGGAAGAGACGGGUUCAUAAAAGACAAUUACGCUUCUGGAAUGCAGAAGGUUGUCCAUUCGGAAAUACCCUUGUAAUAUGGUU